GAGGCUGCUGCCGCCGCCGCCGCCACCGCCGCCGCCGCGCAGAGCCGGAGCAGUAGCCACGGCUGAGAGGAGGGAGGCGGAGGAGGAGGAGGCGGAGGAGGCGCCGGACCCGGGGGUAUUUUAUGUACUACAAAAUACAGUUAUGUGUAAGGUGUGAGGAUCAUACAGCACCUGGCGUACAAUUGUCAGUAUUUAAACAGACCACAUCAUGCGUGAGUACAAGCUAGUGGUCCUUGGUUCAGGAGGCGUGGGGAAGUCUGCACUGACAGUUCAGUUUGUUCAGGGAAUUUUUGUUGAAAAAUAUGACCCAACGAUAGAAGAUUCCUACAGAAAGCAAGUUGAAGUAGAUUGCCAACAGUGUAUGCUUGAAAUUCUGGAUACAGCAGGAACAGAGCAAUUUACAGCAAUGAGGGAUUUGUAUAUGAAGAAUGGCCAAGGGUUUGCACUAGUAUAUUCUAUUACAGCUCAGUCCACGUUUAAUGACUUACAGGACCUGAGGGAACAGAUUUUACGGGUUAAAGACACAGAAGAUGUUCCAAUGAUUUUGGUGGGCAAUAAAUGUGACCUGGAAGAUGAACGAGUAGUUGGAAAAGAACAGGGUCAGAAUUUAGCAAGACAGUGGUGUAACUGUGCCUUUUUAGAAUCUUCUGCAAAGUCAAAGAUCAAUGUUAACGAGAUAUUUUAUGACCUGGUCAGACAGAUAAAUAGAAAAACACCAGUGGAAAAGAAGAAGCCUAAAAAGAAAUCAUGUCUGCUGCUUUAGACCCACAGUAAGCAGCAGCUCUGAGCCAGAUUACAGGAAUGAAGAACUGUUGCCUAAUUGGAAAGUGCCAGCAUUCCAGACUUCAAAAAAUACAUCUGAAGAGGCUUCUCCUGUUUUAUAUAUUAUGUGAAGAAUUUAGAUCUUAUAUUGGUUUGCACAAGUUCCUGGAGAAAAAAAAUUGCUCUGUGUAUAUCUCUUGGAAAAUAAGACAAUAGUAUUUCUCCUUUGCAAUAGCAAUUAUAACAGAUGUGAAAAUAAAUAUACUUGACUCUAAUAUGAUUAUACAAAAGAGCAUGGAUGCAUUUCAAAUGUUAGAUAUUGCUACUAUAAUCAAAUGAUUUCAUAUUGACCUUUUUAUCAUGAUUCCUCCCUGUCAAGCACUAAAAGUUGAACCAUUAUACUUUAUAUCUGUAAUGAUAUAGAUUAUGAAAUUUCCCCUCAAACUCAUUGCAGCAGAUAACUUUUUUGAGUCAUUGACUUCAUUUUAUAUUUAAAAAAUUAUAAAAUAUCAUUCUGUCAUAUUCUAAUUAAAAUUGUUUGUGCAUAAUGCUUUGGAAAAAUGGGUCUUUUAUAGGAAAAAAACCUGGGAUAACUGAUUUCUAUGGCUUUCAAAGCUAAAAUAUAUAAUAUACUAAACCAACUCUAAUAUUGCUUCUUGUGUUUUACUGUCAGAUUAAAUUACAGCUUUUAUGGAUAAUUAAAUUUUAGUACAUUUUCAUUUGGUUUGUGUGUUUUUGUUAUUGUUUAUAGAUUAAAGGCCUUUAUUUUAUAAUGACCACAUCAUUUUAAAUGCAAUGGUAGCUCCUUUCUGCCUGGUACUUGCAGAACACUUGGCAUUAAACCCCUAGGUAAUGGUGAUUUUUUUAAGAGCAGGUCUUGUACUUUCUGUUCUAGACAUAUUUAUUCCUCCUGUACAGUAAAAUACAUCAGACUACAUAGAAUAGUUUUGUAUAUUCUCUCUUGAUUUUAAAUAUUGUAUAUUAUUGAAUAAAAUAUUCCACUGUGUAUUAUUUUUAUAUGUAAGAAGAUAAGUUUAAUACUGUAUCAGGGUUUAACUUUUACUAUUUCAAAUCUUCCACAGCUUGUAAUUUCAUCAAGGGAAUCCUUUUGUCAUUUUUAAUUUGUUGGAAGUCCACCAAUGAAAUGUAUGUAGAACUUUUCCUAUUUGCUUUAUAAUAGAUUGAAGAACUUGAGAGAAGUGGGUGAAAGUGAAGAAGCACACCCAGGAUGUGUCAAUUGCUUUUGCUUCAACUAUAUAUGAAGCAGUACUAGUAUGGAAAAGAUUGCUAAGUUAAAAGUUUAGCUGGUUAUGGAGUGGUGCUUUUCUUUUCCUUCCCAGUCUUUUUCCACUUUCAGAAAAAUGGGGCUCAAAUAGGGCAUGGACCUAGGGUGAUAUGACUUAUGUAUUCUCUAUAGAAUUGGAGCAAAACUUAAUUAAGUGCUGGAGAAGGAAAGAAACAAGCUUAGGAAACCCUGUGCCUUGUCCCUGAGUACUAAGGAGGAGACCAGUCAUAGAAAGUCUAAAUCAUUGCUCAGGAGUCUAGAUACUGUCUUAGUGUAACCAGGUGUGAAGUAGUAUUCAUGCCUGGCUGAGACUUGCCAGGAGUGUGGUCAGCCCUUCAAUUAUAAAGUGAAAUUUCAAAAUCAGAUUUCAGAUGUAAGCUCUGACCAACCUGAGAACAUGUUACAGUAUUGUAAAAAAAAUUUGGAAAUUGUAUUCUUUUGAGUUUCUAAUAAACUUAGUUACCUAAUA
Molecule: messenger RNA, 2516 nt
Organism: Manis pentadactyla (Chinese pangolin)
Lineage: Eukaryota; Metazoa; Chordata; Mammalia; Pholidota; Manidae
Gene: RAP1A
Product: RAP1A, member of RAS oncogene family
Exons: 9
Coding region: 209-763 (184 amino acids)
Biological process (GO): cellular response to cAMP; Rap protein signal transduction; negative regulation of synaptic vesicle exocytosis
Cellular component (GO): plasma membrane
Molecular function (GO): GDP binding; GTPase activity; GTP binding
Source: RefSeq, a predicted model, not a curated record